AUGCCAAAAUCGCCUUGCAAAAUUGGAAAAAGGAAUGGGCAAAUUUAUUCGGUGAUUGAAUUACAGCCUAAGGGCCAAAUUCCGUAUGCAAGUGUUAACGCUAAUGUGAAUUUAGACGAGCCUCGUUCUCAAUUCCUUCAGAUGGGCUUCCACUUUGCGCACCUUCUCGCUUACUACCAAUCAGCCCGAUCGCCGCAAUCGUUGAUGGAUGGAUCUAGAAUUUUGGAUAUGAUUGAUCUCUCUAGCACCAUCAUUAACCUGGCCAUGGACACGACAGAUGAUCGUACCCGCCACCUAACAGAUCAUAUCUACCAUCUUAUAACAUUCUCAGCCCUCACCCUUUGUCGUCUUGUACAGAUGUAUGAGGACCAGCUGCGCGUCUCCAGUGUCGAUGUUGAUAGUCUAGAUCGCCUUGUGACCAAACUGAUUACUUGGCUUCGCUCUAUCGGUUUGCCGUGUCAUGCUGCCCACUUGCUUAGCGAUAUUGUCUCAUCGCAGUUUCAAAAGCUACGCCCAGGAGCUCAAUAUGUACCCGCAAACGCUGCAGCAAGUUCUCUGGCGCAUUAUAAUACGCUAUCAGUUUUGGAUGCUUCGCCCUUGUCUUCUAACGUGGGAUUUCUUUACCCCGAUCUCAUAGGAUCCGAGUUGUUUGAUAUAGACGACGGAACAGCAUCAUGGCCACAGUGGAGCUGA
Messenger RNA from Penicillium waksmanii, 693 nucleotides. RefSeq names its product C6 finger domain protein. The record is from RefSeq and is a predicted model, not a curated record. The transcript has a single exon. NCBI's taxonomy places the organism in Eukaryota, Fungi, Ascomycota, Eurotiomycetes, Eurotiales, Aspergillaceae. The coding region runs from base 1 to 693 and encodes 230 amino acids.